AUGAGCAUGGGCAGGAGGAGACGCUAUGCCAUCAACCCACUUGGUUAUAAGUGGGACCAUGUUAAUCUGACCUAUAAGAUCCUGCAGUUCCCCAGCACGCUGAACAAAGGUGACACAGAGAGAGCCAUUGCCGCUGCCUUCCGCGUGUGGAGCGACGUCUCGCCCCUCAGCUUCCGGCGCCUGCCCCCUGCCCAGCUGGCUGACAUCACCAUAGGCUUCUACAGCUUUAACCACACUGACUGCUGGUUCUCCCCGCGACACCCCUGCUUCGAUGGGCUGAACGGGGAGCUGGCCCAUGCCUUCCUGCCGCCCCGGGGCGAGAUCCAUUUUGACAACCACGAGUUCUGGAUCCUGGGCCGCUCGCACUUCAGCUGGAAACAAGGGGUCUGGCUGAAUGACCUGGUCCAGGUGGCAGCUCACGAGAUCGGCCAUGCCCUGGGCCUGUGGCAUUCGCGGGACGUCCGCGCGCUCAUGCACCCAAACGCUACCUACAGCAGGACUUGGCGCAUCGGCCAGGACGACGUCUGGGCUGUUCAGCGACUGUAUGGCUGCGUGGACGAGAAGCGGCAGUGUGAGCCUUGGGCCCGGCUGGGAUUCUGCACGCGCCGGCGAGCCUUCAUGAAGAGGCACUGCCCCAAAAUCUGCAACUCCUGCUUCGAGCCCCCUGCUGUCUCCUCCUCCCCCUCUGUGCGUUCCCCCCACACUCACACCAAGUACAUCUCCGAAGGGAGAGUCAUAACCUUCCGCUGUGGGCUGAAUUCCUCCAGGCCACACCUGCAAGUCAGCUGGUACAAAGAUGGGGCGCUCCUUUCACGCUCUGUUCCCGGCUUUGAGCUGCUGCCGUGCCAGGAGCUGCACGUUCGUGCCACCGAGUUCAGCGAAGGGCAGUACACGUGCUUGAUCCGCCACGCCAGCAGGAUCCUCCGGGCCAAUUCUUGGCAGAUAAAGCUCAAGGCCAGGAGUCCUUCCCCUCACAAGCAACCAGGGCUCCGAAGGGACAUGCAGGGAAAUGCACGUGCCUGA
Molecule: messenger RNA, 1023 nt
Organism: Emys orbicularis (European pond turtle)
Lineage: Eukaryota; Metazoa; Chordata; Testudines; Emydidae
Product: matrix metalloproteinase-23-like
Exons: 7
Coding region: 1-1023 (340 amino acids)
Biological process (GO): extracellular matrix organization; collagen catabolic process; proteolysis
Cellular component (GO): extracellular matrix
Molecular function (GO): zinc ion binding; metalloendopeptidase activity
Source: RefSeq, a predicted model, not a curated record